AUGCCUCGAAUGAAGAUACGAGAGACCGCACGAGCCAGCCGAAUUCCACUGCUCCGAUCUUUGUCAGGAUCGCUGCUGAUUGGGUCGCGACGACGCUCGAAAUCGCGCUCCUCGGAGUAUCGAACCUCUGAUCAGGACACUGCACCACCAGUGCCCUCCAUUCCCUCUACGGCUCGCACAAACGACACCACACCUCACACAGUCGAAGCACCCACACCCGUCACCUCAGUCAACCCCUCGAUCGCCAUCACCGACGUUGACGAGCCGUCCACUCACUCCCGCCCGCCUUCCGCCUCGCCCGAUCAUGACAGCCAUGUGCAUACCCAGCCGUCGAUAGCAGCACCGGUCAUGCCGCGCAAGGUAUGGGUGAAGCGCCCGAACGCCUCUGCUACACGUGUCGAGGUCAACAGCGACGAUCUAGUCGACAACCUGCGCGAUGUCAUACUGCUAAAAUAUGCGAAUUCGCUAGGCAGGACGAUUGAUUCACCUGACAUAAUUUUGAAACUUGUCACUCGCGAUCAGCUACACACAAACAACAAUGCAGGCCAUGAGAGAGCACUCGGUCCGGAAGAGCCGGUGGGCCGUACCUUGGACGACAAUUACCCUGGUGGACAGGGCAUUGACGAUGCACUGAUUAUCGAACUAUCUAAGAACAGAUCAACGCCUAAACCCUCUCCGCGGCCUGGCAACCAUCAGAUGUCGUAUAAUGGAGGCUACUUCAUGCCAGUGCAGUACCGACCUGACGAAGGGGCGCCAGACUAUUUCGGUCCUGUGCAGAUGCAGUCACCACAAAUGGUACAGACACAAAAUGGGCCCAUACCGUCGAUGGCCAUACUCGCAGCUGGACAACAGCAACCAUUGCCAAGCCCCGGUGGCGAACCCAAGAACCAGCUCAACGGUCAGCCAGCCCAGCCAAUUCCCACUCCACCUGCCCCGACCUCCGAUCAACACAAACCAUCGAUCACACCGCCCAACCGGGUAGGCUCGCCACGGCCAGGUCAAAGACCUAAGAAGAAGAAAUCAUCUGGUCCACGUGCGUCAGCAGGUGCGAUCAACGGAGAGACGCCAAAGCCAGCAUCAGCUUCGUUACUCGACGGCACGGUACCGCCCAUCAAUGUGCUUAUUGUAGAAGACAACGUCAUCAAUCUACGACUCUUGGAAGCAUUCAUGAAGCGCCUGAAAGUCAGAUGGACAAGUGCGCAGGACGGAGGCGAAGCAGUCAAGACAUGGCGGAAGGGAGGCUUUCACUUGGUGCUUAUGGACAUCCAGCUACCUGUCAUGAGCGGUCUCGAGGCCACGAAGGAGAUUCGGCGGCUGGAGGGCGUCAACGGCAUCGGAGUGUUUGGAGGCAAGGCGAAUGCUGUCAACGGCACGGAGCGACCGCCUAUCCCAAAGGAGGACGAUCUGGGUGACAAGAACGACUUCAAAAGUCCGGUCAUCAUCGUGGCUCUGACGGCGAGCAGCUUGCAGAGUGAUCGUCAUGAGGCGCUGGCGGCGGGUUGCAACGAUUUCUUGACAAAGGUACGACGCCAUUUGAAUCGCCCUAUACGCGAAAUCUCCCCUGCCGGUCUCAAUGGAGCUAACAUGUCUUUCUUCCCGCAGCCCGUGAACUUCGUCUGGAUGGAGCGCAAAGUCACCGAAUGGGGCUGCAUGCAGGCCCUCAUCGACUACGACGGCUGGCGAAAAUGGAAAGAGUACGCCUCAGCGAAAGCAGCUGCUGAAGAUCCCGUUGAGCGGGAAAAGCGCGAAAAGGAAGAAAAACGAAAGCAGAAAGAGCAGCUCAAGGCGAUGUUCUUGAAAGGUCCACCAGGCUCGAAGAAGGAUGACAAAAAGGAAGAAAAGAAGCCUACUGCUACAACUAAUGGCGAUGACAAGGUUGAGGAUGGGUCGAAGCUGACGACGCCGAAAGAGGCGAAAGAUCAGACGAGUAAGGAGGUGGCGAGGAAGAGGCAGGGAAAGAGAGGGAGUUCGGGGAGUGUGAUGAGUCAGGGGAAGAGUGGGCAGGGUGAGGCGCUGGAUGUGGUUGGGGAGGAGGAUGAGGGUAUGUCGAGGUGA
Molecule: messenger RNA, 2055 nt
Organism: Cyphellophora attinorum
Lineage: Eukaryota; Fungi; Ascomycota; Eurotiomycetes; Chaetothyriales; Cyphellophoraceae
Product: Response regulator mcs4
Exons: 2
Coding region: 1-2055 (684 amino acids)
Biological process (GO): osmosensory signaling via phosphorelay pathway
Cellular component (GO): Mcs4 RR-MAPKKK complex
Molecular function (GO): protein kinase activator activity; phosphorelay response regulator activity
Source: RefSeq, a predicted model, not a curated record